Messenger RNA from Lachancea nothofagi CBS 11611, 810 nucleotides. The record is from the annotation of a GenBank genome assembly. NCBI's taxonomy places the organism in Eukaryota, Fungi, Ascomycota, Saccharomycetes, Saccharomycetales, Saccharomycetaceae.
AUGAGUACUCCUUCUCAGCACUUACUGAUUGCAGAACGAGAUGCCCUCUUAUCCGAGCGCAAUGAAUUGCGAAACCAUGUUCAGCGACUCGAGUCUCAAGAACUUGUGGACAAAUAUGAUGCACUGCCCUUACUGAAUCGGGGCACUAGAUUGAAAUUCUUGCAAGAUUUCUAUCCGCUACUCAAAAUUCAUACAAUUGAUUAUCGCAAUAGCGAUGAACUGGAUGUCACCUCAACGGAUGCUUCGAAUGCACAGACCUCACCAUUCGGAAGCUUGUCAGAUUCACCGUUGAAACCAGCUAGAGAUUUUCAAAAUAUAAAUACUGUACAUGUUACCUUUUCCAUAGACUGUAUAUCAGUCUCCCUUCAAUACUCCACUGAAAACUCGCAAAUGACACAAUUGAAAAUAUUACGAAUAUCCCCAUUACAUUUGUCGAUGGAGGCCUUGAUUCGACAUUGUGAGAAAACACUGAACUUGUCAUAUUUUCUCUCGGGCUGUUAUGAGUUCAUUCGUAUAAACAACUUCAGGGCAGGUCUUUGGAGUGGGCUUAUUGACUCUCAAAGCUAUUUACAACCCCAAUUGAAGUCCCCGGAAUGCAUGCAGCUGACAUCACAAAAGACAAAGCUAGCACUUCAAAUAUCGUAUUGCAUUGAGUUUGACAGCUUGCCCUUCCCUGAUUCAAUCGUAAGUGUCAAGCUUUACUCUGAAAUGGAGGAAGUUCCGCACGCAAACGAUAUCUGCUCUUCUUUAAUUAAAGAGUAUGGUCUUGAGUACGGUCUUCGAGAGUUCAUACGGGCCGUGUUAUCCUAA